Symbiodinium sp. CCMP2456 is the source of this 390-nucleotide messenger RNA. The record is from the annotation of a GenBank genome assembly. Lineage: Eukaryota; Dinophyceae; Suessiales; Symbiodiniaceae.
GACUGAGUGCUCCAAGAUCGAUUUCUUCGCGGUGGACUACCCGCCCAUCACCGCGCAUUGCUGCGCCUCGCGCAUCACUGCGGAGAAUCCGGACGAAGGCUUCAAGCCCACCAGCGGCAAGAUCAACAGCGUGAGGUUCCAGUCUGCCGGUGAUUGCUGGGGCUACUUCAGCGUCGGCCUGAAGGGUGGCAUUCACGAGUUCGCCGACUCGCAGUUCGGUCACAUCUUUGCCAAGGGCCCGAACCGUGAAGCCGCGAGGAAGAGCUUGCGAUUUGCACUGAUGAACCUGGACAUCUCCGGUGACAUUCGUCAUCCGGUGGACUACUUGGUUGACCUGCUGGAGACCAAGGCAUACAAGGAGAACACCAUUGACACCAUGUGGCUGGACGG